This is a messenger RNA of Porites evermanni, 10481 nucleotides long. Lineage: Eukaryota; Metazoa; Cnidaria; Anthozoa; Scleractinia; Poritidae. The record is from the annotation of a GenBank genome assembly.
CAAGAAAUAUGGCGGCUGCUUCAAAUGCAUACUUUCAAGAGACGAGCUCAAAACAGAUUGUUAUAGUCGGGGGUGGUUUGGUAACAUCAUUUAUUAUUAUUUAGCUUUAAAUACGAGAUGUUUCUCUCUUUCAUACGAUCGCCACGAUCGUUGAAGAAAAUAUCGACCAAGGCCAUAUCGAGUCAGAUCUUCGAUUGCGAUCGAGAUUUGAAACAAGCUAAGACUUCAGAGUUCCAUACCAUCGCUACAAACUAAGGCGACUAUAUUCGUUGAGAUGGAUUUCCGUUGUGAUUACUACUGGUCUUUUUUCUAUCGGUUCUAGGGAUCAUGUGGGAUGUUUCCUCUUCAAUUAUUUAAUUGAAUUGUUUUCAAUUUUCAUGGACCCCCAAGCAAUAUCAACUGCAGACAACAUCGGUCAAUUUGUGAAUAUUAUAAGAAAAAAUUAUUUAUCUGCCCUUGUGUUGUACGUACAGGUUGGGUCAUUGUUUGCAGUUUUCCUGGUGAAAAGAGGAUUCAAGGUUGAUCUAUAUGAAGCACGUGAAGGUAAUUAUCACCCAGAAGCAUAUGCUUCUGUAUCACCAGAAUGAUGCUCCUUUACAAUAAUUUUCGUCUACUUGAUAAGAUUUUUUUCUUCUUUGGUUAUUUCCUAGGUGAAUUCAGUGCUUUUAUUGUUAUUUUGUUCUCAAUAUCUUUUCCAGAUCCUCGUUUAUUAAAGUUUGUUCGUGGUCGCAGUACUAAUCUUGCUCUCUCAACCCGCGGUAUUGAAGCGUUAAAAGCCGUAGGAGUCCUCGAUUACGUAAGCACAUACAUUUGUGUCUGUAUUAGUCCAUGUUGAUAAUAAUAGUUUACAGGCUGAUGUCUGUAGCUUUGGCUGGGGAUUCAACUUCUAUCAAUAUUAGUAGGGUGACUGGAAUCAACUUCAAAACAAGAGUCAACAGAACUUAACUGCCGUCGGAUCAGGAGAAUUGUAAUCUUUCUUCCAUUCAUCCUUAGGUUUUAAAUAAUUUUCCAGAAAGGUUGGAGCUUGAAACUCAGCCAUGGUAUUUAAUUUUGUCUUUUUAUAGGUCUUGCCAUUGGGCGUGCCCAUGUAUGGUCGCAUGCUGCAUUCCCUAACUGGGGAUCAGAGGCCCCUUUAUUAUGAGCAAGAGGGACCAGUAAGAUAUUUAAUGAAUAAAGAUAAUAAUGAUUUAGGUGUAGCUCAUUUUCCACAUAGUGGUUCUUCAUCUGCCAUCCAUGAAAAAAUAGGAAUUUGGAAAGUUAGUUUUUGAGGAGAGGGAAAACCUACCCAUGCCAUGUGUGGUAUCACCACUACCUUUUGAACUGCAGACCACAUUAGAUUAGAUUUAAAACAAUAUGCAUAAAAUGUUAUCAUGACACAAAGCAUGUCCAUAUCUACUUACAGUUAUGAUAAACUUGUUGUAUAAUUUCAAAUUUAUUAUGGGUCUUUUACUUGUAAUUGAGUUACAGAAGUGUCGAUUCGUGUAAAAAAGUGGUUAUUCAAGUUACUUUUUCUUCUGUUUUAAUAUUUAAAAAAUAAUAUUAAAUAAUAGACAGGAAUCAUAUUGCUGUUUAAAUGUGCUUGUUUCUGUUUUAGUAUCCUCUGUUGGCAAUGGAGCGGAGAAAAGUAAACGAGAUGCUUCUUUCAGGUGUGUAAACUGAUAUCCACAAGCUCAUGGUUAUUGAGCUAGACUGUUUUUUGAGCCUUCUAAUUAUUUAAGCCAACUUCUAAGUGUACUAAGUGCUUUGUUUUCCCUUCUUGUACAUGUACCUGUAUUUUUAAUGGAUAUUUAGCAUUCAUUUAAACAUUGAAAUUCAUUUUGAUAGUUGCAACUACUUUACAAACUUUAUGACAAUUUAUUUUCUCUUUUUGUUGUAUUUUUUUUACUUUAACCAAGGUAAGAAAAUGUUUAUGGUGGGGAAUGAAAUGAAAGGGGACUGGUGUUUGAACUCUUUUAAUCAAACUGAUAAGCAGUUAUUUGCAUACUCUCUCUCUUUUAGCUGCUGAGUCCUUCUCCAAUUUAAACUUGCAUUUUCAACACAAAUUGGUGUCUGUAAACUUGGACAAAGGUCAUCUAACCUUCUUAUGGUAAACAACAUUAUUAUUAUAAUACACAUCAGCAGGUAUCACCUGUUAUGGAAUGGGUUCAGCUAGCAUCGUUAUCUUGACCAUUUUUUCUUUCAGUUGAUUUGGAGAAGUUUGGUUUUCUUUGCAUUCUUUCCUACAAAAUAAGCAACAAUCUCAAUUUCUCUUUGUUACUCCAUAGUCCAUUGUUUUCCCUCUCGUCUUGUUUUUCUCUUUUCCCUUUUACCAAUAAAAUAAAGCUCAUAAGCUUGGCAUGUUUUCUUGUUGCCUGUUGAGGGCUUUCACGCGUUGUCCUUGUGUCCCCGUUGGCACAGAGAAACAGGCAAUUGUAAGAUCGAGAAUGUAGUUUAUCUGAUUUUUAUUUGGAAUUUAUGGCUUAGCCCUGAUGGCAAGACUAUUGAAGUCAAUGCAGAGGUUGUUAUUGGCGCAGAUGGUGCUCGUUCAGCCAUAAGAAAUGAACUGAUGAAAAGACCAAGGUAUAAGCACUUGUAAUUCUCUUAUUCUUCAGAUAAGAACAUUUGCAUCAUUAUAAGUUUCUGGGAAACUGCCCACCUACCCCACCCCUAAGCCAACAUUUUGCCCUAAGUGAGAAGUAAGGGCUAAUGUUGGCUUUGGAGAGGGUAGGUCGGCAGUUCCCUAUCCACGACUUUCAUAAUGGCGGACCACUCGGGCAGGACUCGAACAUUUUUUGGGUGGGGAGUCUGGCGGAUGUAUAUUUUAAAAGUUCUACAGGGUUUGUUUUUUCCCCAUUACAUAGACAUACUUGUCGGAUGUCACACUAGAGAUAUUUGGGAAAGAUAAGCAAAGUAUUUUAGAGCUGUGAAGUUGUCAUUUUGCAAUUGAGUGCUUGAAGUCUAAUACUUUAUCGACAUAAACUGCUGAUUUACUAAUUGUUCGGAAAAGUUGCCAAAAACGUUCUUAAAGUUUCAAAUUGAAGGUAUCUUAUUGAUACCAGUGUAGUUAACUGAUUUUUUAAAAGUAAGUUGAUGAAACCAAAGUUUUGUGUUUCGCUUCCUCACGGACAGAGUAAUCCCUUCAUUCAUUUGAUUACAGUGGGUUGGUAAACCAUCUGAAUAGACAUUAUUACGUUAUUAGAUUUGACUUCAGCCAGGAGUAUAUUCCACAUGGAUACAAAGAGUUUCAGCUACUACCAACCAAAAGUGGAGAGUACGCCAUUAAGGCAAAUUACCUGCAUGUUUGGCCCAGAGACUCAUUUAUGCUGAUUGCUAUUCCAAACAAGGUGUGUUUUAUCUAUCUUCCACCUAAGAUACAAGUAUACGCGUAAAUUUUCAUAGCAAAGUAUGGGAAUCAUUGCACUACUAACCCACCUCAAUGCAUAAUAAAGCGGUUUCUAAGUGAUGAAAGUAAACAGUGAAACAGUGAGGUACUUUGAGGUACUAUGGUUUUGCAUUGCUUUUGCUCUGGUUUGUGAUUGGCUGAAAAAUCUUGCGUCACUUCCUUAACUGAUCAAGAUUAAAGCAUAAACCAUCUGUGACUUUCCGCUACUUGGUCAGACAAGUUUUCCUGUGCUAGGGGCCAGCUACAAGUACUUGCUUCAAGAUGUGAUUGGUUUAUUUGAAUUUCUGCGCUAAGUAUGAUUGACUAAAAUAAUUAUCUUGGUAAAGCCAAAAAACUGGGACUUCCACCCUUGGUGCCCAGAUCUGAUUUGUUCAUUUCAUCAUUUCUUCAAAAUUGCCAAGUUUUCGUCUUUCAUUUUCGUGAAAUUAGGUGCCUGCAAAAGGAAGCAUCAAUAAGGUCUUGUAAAAGUAAUAUUUGUUGCGCUUUUUACAUAAAAUGUGAACUUGGAAAUACAGACUUUUGUUUCUUUUUUUGUAGGAGCAGUCUUUCACCUGUACACUCAUCAUGCCGUUUGAAAAGUUUGACGCUUUGACAAAAAAGGUGAAUGAUUUUAUCGUUAUACUGUAUUCAGUUUUGUACGUUCUCAUAUCUAUUAUUAUGGAUUCUUUCCCACAGGAAGAUGUAAUCGACUUCUUUAACGCUCUAUUUCCCAAUUUUGUCCAACUUAUGGGCGAGUAAGUAAAUUUUGUUUGCUGAAUACAAUUGUAUCGCUUGUUUGUUUACCAUAUAGGUUAACUGUUCUUUUUUCACGAACAUAGCCUCUAGUGUUAAUCCCAAAUGCAUUCAGUCUACUGUACCUGACUGUGACCAAAAGCAAUGCAUUUUUGCUCACCAGGAUGAACCUUUUUAAGGUCUCCUUAUUUCUUAGAUCACUUGACAAUGCACAGGGAACCCAAAUUGCUCAUUUUUUUUGCAUGGUAAAAGUUUCUUUUACAGUCGGAGAGGCUUGUUUUUUCACAUGGUGUUGGUUCCAUCUGGAACCCAAGUGAUUUAAACAUAAGACCGGCUCUUUUGUAGGGCCUCAUCAGCCUAGUCUCUAGAAGUUCUGUUUAAUUCUUUUGUGUGCGUGGAGUCUAGGAAAGGGUAACGAUGGAACUCGGUGACAUUGAGGCUCGCAGUAGAGUCCAGGUUUGACCGAGCACCCAGGGGCCAGGCGGAUCGUUGGUCCUGAUCCUACCUGGUCAGUAUUUUGGAUGUUAUUAAGGAGUUUUAGGUUUUUCUUUUGCCCGAGUGUUUUUAAAGCUGAAGGCGUACGCAUGUCUACAUUUCAGGGAAAGAAUUCUGGAAGAUUUCUUCAAAAAUCCAGUGUUGCCCAUGGUGUCAAUAAAGGUUGGUAAUAACAGGUUUCAUCUGCUCUAACUAUUUAUUCCUACUCAUGAAGGGUAUGUAUAAAUAAAAUGAAGGACUAUUCGAUUUUAACUCAUUUUAUUGCCCAGUUUUGAAUAGUUGAUUUUGACACAGCUUCUUUGACAAAGAGUUGUUCACGAAUAGAGUCGGUCUGCGUGUAAAAUUUGGCUCGAGUGCCUCCCUAAAAAUGCAGCAUUUCGUGAGAAAUCGAAAAUGAGUUCUGUAAAAAAUGAUUCUCAGUUUACAGGUUGAACAAGUCUUAUUUUAACCUGGCACACCUUGUAUUUGUUUUCCUUUUGUUUGUUGUUGUUCACAGUGCAAGCCUUAUCAUCACUCAGAUAAAGCGCUCAUCAUUGGCGAUGCAGCUCAUGCCAUGGUUCCCUUCUAUGCACAAGGAAUGAACAGUGUUAGUGUCUCUUUUUAAGUAACUUGUUGUGGACUUAUUUAGAAACUUGAGCCGAAAAAACCGGAUGCUCUCGCAGGCUAAUAAUAGACAAAAGGGAACCGAUCUGUCAGUUACAUCAGUUGCUGGAAAUUCAGUGUGGCAUGCAAACCACUUUGUGUGAACAUAUGCCUUGAUAAAAGAAAGAAAGAAAGAAAACUGGCUCAAAGAGUCAGUCGGUACCCCUGACGUAAUGCCCUUAAAAUACUUCUGGUAUUACGGUAUUCAUGACAGUUGUAACAUAGGAUAUGUGUCUUUAUCUUGUGGAAAUAAAGAUCAUAAUUAUUAUUAUUAUUAUUAUUAUUAUUAUUAUUAUUAUUAUUAUUAUUAUUAUUAUUAUUAUUAUUUACCUUUUCUAACAAGUUUCAGAAGAAUUCAAAGUUAGUAACUCAGAUCAGUGUUUCUAGAACUUAUUUAGUAAGAAUUCUCAAUGUCUGUACUGGUCAUUCAGGUUGAAGUCAAGAGUAACCAUGUCUAUUUUUUUAGGCAUUUGAAGAUUGUCUUAUUUUAGACAGACUUCUAGAGAAGCAUGGAAACAACUUUGGUAAGUGACUAAACAUCGCCAGAUUUUCAGUAUCUACCCAGCCCUGUCACCCAGUAAGCUGGGAUCAUACAAGUCUUGGACUCGAGCUUUUUUUUCUGGUCUGCUUUUUAUCAGGUGCUGUAUUUGAGGAAUACUCGAAUCUCAGAAACAAAGAUGCUGAAGCAGUGUGUGAUUUAUCCAUGUACAAUUACUUGGAGGUGAAUGAUCUUUAUUUCCAACCUCGUCCCCAGGGCUUUCUCUAUUUUCUAAGGCGGAAAAUUCCUGGGGACGAGGCGGGGGAGGAAUGGCGCCGUCAGUUGGUGGUUUGGACAAUACACCGGGGGGGGGCGGGGGAGAAGGGUACUCCUGGGAAUUCUUGGUGGAGAUGUGCCGCCCGGUUCCUCAAAUCCUGACCCGAUUUCAGACCAAAAAAUGUAAUUUUCCACACCCGUUUUCAGACUAGACCUCUAAAAUCCAUACCCGUUUUCAAACCUGGCCUUUAGGCAGAAAUUAUGUUAUCAUUACUUGGCCGUUAGAGUGCAAACAAAAAAAAUUCUCCAAAUCCAUUUCGAAUUCGCAUAUUUCUCUUUUUUUCUUACUCAUUUGGAAUUGGAACGAUAAAUACGUUGAUACUCUCCGUAGUUCUCUCGAAAAUUAUAGCCGAUUCCAGACCAAAAUGGGCAAAGUGUAUACCCGUUUUCAGACCCAAACGGCGCAAAAACCCUACCCGAUGGGGCGGCACAUACCUAUAUGGCUUAUAUAAGGGAGUACCCCCACCCCCCCGGGACAAUACAGUGGCACUCGCCACUCCACUCUCUAUGAUUUAAAUACGGAUUGGGUUAUCGGACAUCACAGCCGCCAUUCUCACCAUUACGCUUUUGUAAGGCCUAGCUGCUAAAUGCGGAAAAAGUUGUAGUGAGCUGCGUGGCACUUUUUAAAGUGCCUUUUAAAAAAGGUAACUGAGGGAAAUGUUCAAUAAAAAGUUAAAUAUGAACAAGACCGUGAUUUUCAUGCAGUUGUUUUCCAAAUGCUUUUAGCUUAGUCUUUCAUCAGUGGAAUUACAAGUACGUUAGAAAGAGCGUCGUUAAUGGAGUGACCAGCUGUGUUAAAAUUCUCAGUAACAGGAAAACCCGGCACGUUUUUCUUAACGCUUCGAAGAUGCUCGCUGAAACGUUGAUCAGUGUACGCAAGGUUUCGCCAGCUAUAAAAUACCUUUAGUCGUAACUCAGCAGCAGGUAGCGGUCAGAGUAGGGCCACUAGCUAAAGAUCUCCGGAUUUCAUGUAUUUAUUUCGUUCACGCUGCCUUUCUUGCAGCGUCUGUGGGUCUAAGAAAGUUUCACUUGCUGAGUUGUUGUCUUUUUUACCAGAUGAGAUCCUUGGUUAAUUCAUAUUCUUUUCUGUUGGAGCGAAAACUGCUGAGCAUCUUUAAUUGGCUGAUGCCCAAGACAUUUAUUCCCCUCCAUACGAUGGUAAGCGAGCUCACUACAUUCUGCUUCAUGAAGUAAUUAGUGCAGAUCCAUGACAACUCAUAUGCCCUGUCCAGAACGAACCUUAAUUUUCUCUUAACAAUAUUGGAACAUAAUCAAGAGAGAAGGUUUAUAUGAAAAUGAAUAAUAUGAUCACCUAAGGGAAGAUGCUUUGAUCUUGUAUCAAAUUCUCCCAACUAAUUCUAUGAUGAAACGUAUGGAGAUCAGUGUGGAGAAUUUAUAUUGGGGCUUAAUAAGGGGUGAACUGAAUGAUCGCACCUUUAUAUUUAAUACACGAUCUCAAAAGUUAUAACUCUUGCCGGUCAAACUAAAGAUCACCACAGGAAAGCACUGUUUAUCGGCCAAGCCUCACUGACUUCACUGUACACUUGAAUAACUAAGCUUUAUAAUUUCAUCUGCAUCCCAUACGUAAUGUUUUAAAAUCCAUAAACAGUAUUGCACUUCUCCUCUCAGUUAACUGCUAAAAGGUGAUGUCAAUUCUUUGUUUUAGGUGACGUACACAGAAACACCCUACAGUGAUGUGAUCAAAAGGUCUGAAUGGCAACAAAAGGUUGGAUAUUUUUUUCUUACAACCUCGCAAGGAACUCCUUUGUGAAAAUAAUGAGGUUGCGUUUGAGACUGGGUUGGUGUUGGGUCAAAUUGCAUUAUGGGACAGGGGGCGAAUUUUGACCCAGCCUCCUGUGCGGCCUCACAAUAGCCAAUAAAGUAAGAGGGAAAGUCUUUUCAAAACAGUCCCAUAAUUCAGUCCGAUACAACACCUACUCAGUCUCGCACAACCUCAAAAUAAAACAGCAAGAAUCUUUAUUUUCCCCCAAUUUUACUUUUUUUGUAGAAGUCUACGGGCCCGAAAGUAGCUAGUGCUAAUUUUGCUUCGUGUUGUCAAAAGGCUAUGCACACCCUUGUCCGAUGUAGGACUUCUUCAUUGUCAACACUUGCCGUCUUUUAUUGUUGUUUCAGACCGUGCGUCGCUUUCUCGCCAUGUGUACACUGACAGGAUUGGCUGGACUAGUGAUGCUCGUGAAAACCGUCAGACUACGAAUCAACUGAAAGGAGAAUUUCCUGAAGAGAUCAGCAAAACCGAUAGUUAAAGAACAAUCUAACCUGCAGUAAUUAGCCUCGCUGUCGCGGUCACCUUACGAAAUUUAUGACAGAGUAAAAGCAAGAGAGAAUAGUCUCUCUUGAUUAUACUCUUUUGGUAAACCAACAAAUGGUAUUUAGUCUCAGUGUAAAUAUCUCUGGAAAAGAAAAGGAAUAAAGUAAAGUUAAAACUCCAAUGUGCGACUACCUCUCGUAAGCGACCAGUUAUCAUAGCACUAUCGUUGGAGCCUCUCAUAAGCGAUGCCACGUGGGUUGGUAGUUUAUGGGAGGUUCGAAGGAGACUAAGUGUUUCAUGUUUCAGAUUUCUUUGUGACUUUAAAAAGGUAGUUUACCAGUGCGUCACACGGAUUCCUUUGUUUGCUUUUUCGUUUGAAAGUAUUCCUUCAUGAAAAUUUAAAGGCAUGUUUUGUUGAAAGUUUGGAAAUAAUUUUAAUAAGGAAAAUGUAUACAUGUAUAAGAUCUUUCAAUCGGUCUCCUUUGUGUCAGGGAAGCCUCAUACUCACCCAGGCACUGAAGGAUAAAAGACCCUGACGUCAUCGAAAACGCUUAUAAAUUUGCAUAUUAGAUCAAAGCCUCCUCGAAGUAGCUACUUUGUUUUCUCGACCGAAAAAAAGAAAGAAAGAAAAACUGGCACUGUCUUGAUUAUAAAGGGUAAUGGAUUUUCAUCAAUGGAGAAAUAUCCUUUUGAUUGUUUUUGCUCUUGAUGUUUGUAUGUAUAUUUUGCUUCCAUCCCAAACGUCUGCCCACAGCCAUGAUUCAAAUUCGGGAGGCAACGACAAUGAGCACGAAGUAAAAAUCGGCGUUCUUCUCCCUAUGACUGGCUACUGGCCAAUUGGCAAGACUUCUGCCUCAGCAAUAACCAUUGCUGUGGAUCGAAUCAACCGUAAUCCUAAUCUUCUACCAGGCUAUAACAUGACAUUCCUGUGGAAUGACUCAAUGUGUCUUGCUGCAGAAGGACUUAACCAAGCCGUGGAGUUCAAAAUCUCGGGUGUUGACGCGAUUAUUGGUGACGGCUGUGAUAUUAUUUGUGAACCGGCCGCCAUUUUAGCCGCCUCGUGGAAUCUUCCGAUGGUUUCUUGGGGAUGCGAGUCGUCAAAACUCUCCGAAAAAACAAUCUAUCCUUCCUUCGCAAGAACUGUUGGAUCCUUUUCGAAAAUGGGAGAUCUCUUUCUGUCGGUUUUUCAGUAUUUCCACUGGAAUAGCAUUGGAAUCCUAGCUUCAACCGAAAGCAUUUGGCAGUUGGCUAUGACUGGGCUUAUGAAAGUCUUUUUACAGAAUGAUAUUGAUAUACGACAGAAACACCCUACAGUGAUGUGAUCAAAAGGUCUGAAUGGCAACAAAAGGUUGGAUAUUUUUUUCUUACAACCUCGCAAGGAACUCCUUUGUGAAAAUAAUGAGGUUGCGUUUGAGACUGGGUUGGUGUUAGGUCAAAUUGUACUAUGGGACGGGGGACGAAUUUUGACCCAGCCUCCUGUGUGGCCUCGUAAGAGCUAAUAAAAUAAAAGGGAAAGUCUUUUCAAAACAGUCCCAUAAUUUAGUCUGAUACAACACCAACUCAGUCUCGCGCAAGCUCAAAAUACGACAACAACAAUCUUUAUUUUCCCUCAAUAUUAUUUAUUUUUUUUGUAGAAGUCUACGGGCCCGAAGGUUGCUUGUGCUCUUUCGGGUUGUCGAGAGACCCUUGUCCGAUGUAGGCCUUCUUCAUUGUCAACACUUGCCAUCUUUUAUUGUUGUUUCAGACCGUGCGUCGCUUCCUCGCCAUGUGUACACUGACAGGAUUGGCUGGACUAGUGAUGCUCGUGAAAACCGUCAGACUACGAAUCAACUGAAAGGAGAAUUUCCUGAAGAGAUCAGCAAGAACCGAUAGUGAAAGAAUAAUCUAACCUGCAGUAAUUAGCCUCGCUGUCGCGCUCACCUUACCUCUUAAAGACAAAAUUAAUGACUGAGUAAAAGCAAGAGAGAAUAGUCUCUCUUGGUUAUACUCUCUUGGUAAAAGAACAAAUGGUAUUUAGUCUCGAUGUAAAUAUCUUUGGAAAAGAAAAGAAAUGAUUGUGUAACUUUAAAAGUUGUCAGUGGCGUGUUGAUAGCUAGUCAUUUCGUUCAAUAGUAACGAUUUGCAAAAUAAAGUAAAGUCAAACCUCC